AUGAUAUAAUAGAAAACAUAUUUUAAUAAUCUAGAAUAACUUUUAAACUCCUCACUUUAAUCUUUUUAAGUUCUCCACAUUGAUCUGAAAAAAAUGAUUAAAAAAAUUAGUGCAGUUGGUGUAUCAGACUUAGGUACUGGUUUGGGAAAGUGUAUAAAUCUUUCAAGUUUGAGACUUGAUCUUAUAGAAAAUUAAAUUGGUGAUUAAGGUGGAUCAGACUUAGGUACUGGUUUAGGAAGGUGCACUAAUCUCUCAAAUUUGACACUUAAUCUUUCCGAAAAUUAAAUUGGUCUAAUUGGUACAUAAGGUUUAAGUUAGAGUCUAGGAAAUUGCACUAAUCUCUCAAACUUGACACUUAAUCUUUCGUGUAAUAAAAUUAGUGACGAAGGUGCAUUAGCCUUAGGUUUUGGUUUAGGAAAGUGCACUAAUCUCUCAAAUUUGACACUUCAUCUAUGGUUGAAUUAAAUUGGUAAAAUUGGUGGGUCAGGUUUAGGUUCUGGUUUAGUGAAAUGCACUAAUCUCUCAAAUUUGGAACUUGAUCUAAGGUUGAAUUAUAUUGGUGAUGAAGGUGCUUCAGGCUUAGGUUCAUAUUUAGGAAAUUGCACUAAUCUCUCAAAUUUGACACUUUCUCUAAGAAAAAAUUAAAUUGGUGCAAUUGGUGCAGCAGGCUUAAGUUCUGGUUUAGGUAAUAGCACUAAUCUCUCAAAUUUGGCACUUGAUCUUUUUGAAAAUAAAAUUGGUGCAAAAGGUGCAUCAGACUUAAGUUCUGGUUUAGGAAAGUGCCCUAAUCUCUCAAAUUUGACACUUACACUUUAAUGGAAUAAAAUUGGUGCAAUUGGAGCAUCAGGCUUAGUUUCUGGUUUAGGAAAUUGCACUAAUCUCUCAAAUUUAGCACUUGAUCUUUCGUGGAAUUUAAUUGGUGGAGAAGGGGCCUUAAGCUUAGGUUCUGUUUUAGGAAAGUGCACUAAUCUCUCAAGUUUGACACUUCAUCUAAUUGAAAACAAAAUUGGCAGUGAAGGGGCUUUAGGCUUAAUUUUUGGUUUAGGAGAGUGCACUCAUCUCUCAAAUUUGACACUUAAUCUUUCGUAAAAUUAAAUAGAAGAUAAAGAUUUAUCUAGCUUAGGCUCUAGUUUAGGAAAGAUCACUAAUCUCUCAAAUUUGACACUUUAUCUUGGAACAAAAAUUAAUAAAUCAAAAUAAUUGAAUGAAAAGUGUCUCAAGUUAAAAAGAUUAGUUAACUUAAGAAUAUAUUAUUGGUGAUAAAAAAGUGGUGAAAUAGGAAAAAUAAAUAAAAAUAUAUUGAAUACUUUAAUAUAAUAUGUUUUUAUUUUUUAAUAUUUUGUAAUUGAAUAAAUAACCUAAAACAUAGAUA
This is a messenger RNA of Tetrahymena thermophila SB210, 1372 nucleotides long. Its product is annotated as cyclic nucleotide-binding domain protein, putative. Gene Ontology annotation, cellular component: nucleus; cytosol; perinuclear region of cytoplasm. The transcript is spliced from 15 exons. The record is from RefSeq and is a predicted model, not a curated record. Gene Ontology annotation, molecular function: GTPase activator activity; small GTPase binding. Gene Ontology annotation, biological process: nucleocytoplasmic transport; activation of GTPase activity. Lineage: Eukaryota; Ciliophora; Oligohymenophorea; Hymenostomatida; Tetrahymenidae.